Messenger RNA from Limanda limanda (common dab), 1683 nucleotides. Its product is annotated as dnaJ homolog subfamily C member 11-like. The record is from RefSeq and is a predicted model, not a curated record. Gene Ontology annotation, biological process: cristae formation. The transcript has 16 exons. NCBI's taxonomy places the organism in Eukaryota, Metazoa, Chordata, Actinopteri, Pleuronectiformes, Pleuronectidae. Bases 1 to 1683 code for a protein of 560 amino acids.
AUGGCGGCGUCCUUAGAUGAUGAUCUGGAGUUAAACAACCAGGAUUACUACUCUCUGCUCAACGUCAGGAAAGAGGCUACGUUGGAGGAGCUGAAGGCGUCGUACCGGAGGCUGUGUAUGCUCUACCACCCGGACAAACACCGAGACCCGGAGCUGAAGAGACAAGCCGAGCAGCUUUUCACCCAGGUGCACCAGGCGUAUGAAGUGCUUUGUGACGCUCACUCCAGAGCCAUCUAUGACAUCUUUGGGAGUAAGGGACUGGAGGUGGAAGGAUGGGAGGUGGUGGAGAGGAAGAGAGCUCCGGCAGAAAUACGAGAGGAGUACGAGAGGCUGCAGAGAGAAAGAGAGGAGCGGAGACUGCAGCAAAGAACCAACCCAAAGGGCACCAUCAGCGUUGGUGUGGAUGCAACCGACCUGUUUGACCGCUACGAUGAGGACUUUGAAGAGUUGCCAGGAGGAGGCUUUCCUCAUAUCGAAAUUAACAAGAUGCACAUUUCUCAGUCCAUAGAGGCUCCUCUGACCAACUCUGACACAGCAGUGCUGUCUGGUUCACUCUCUACACACAAUGGGAAUGGAGGGGGCAACAUCAACAUGACUGUGCGAAGGGUUACUUCAGCCAAGGGCUGGGGAGAGGUGGAGCUUGGUGCUGGAGACAUACUUGGGCCUCUCAUUGGGUUGAAGGUGUUUCGCAAUGUCACUUCACGGUGUUUCUUGACAGCCCAGUGUGGAUUGCAGUUCUCUCCUCGAGGUCUGCGACCGAGCUGCUCUCUGAUGACAGCACGCCACCUGGACCAGAACACCAUGGGUUACCUUCAGUGGCGCUGGGGGCCCCACAGCGCCAUGAUCACCAGCCUGGUCCGAGACACAAAGAGCAGCCACUUCACUUUAGCUCUGCAGCUUGGUGUGCCUCACUCCUACCUGAUGAUGAGCUACCAGUACAAGUUUCAGGAUGAAGACCAGACCAAAGUCAAAGGCUCUGUCAAGACAGGCUGGUUUGGCACCGUGGUGGAAUAUGGAGCAGAGAGGAAGAUCAGCAGACACAGUGUCCUGUCAGCCACUGUCAGCGUCGGCGUCCCGCAGGGAGUCACGCUCAAGAUCAAGUUGGCGCGUGCCAGUCAAACCUACCUGUUUCCAAUCCACCUGACGGAUCAGCUGCUGCCCAGUGCCGUCUUCUACGCCACCGUGGGACCCCUGCUGGUUUACUUGGCCAUCCACAGACUGGUUAUCAUCCCGUAUACACAUGCACAGAAAGAGCAAGAUCUGGAGCUGCAGAGGAAGAGCUCCGCCACAGACAUCGCCAAGAAGAAGCAGGAGGCAGAGUCUGCUGUUUUGCUGAUGCAGGAGUCUGUGAGGAGAGUCAUAGAAGCAGAAGAAUCCAAGAUGGGCUUGAUCAUCCUGAAUGCCUGGUAUGGAAAGUUUGUGUCAGACACCAGCCAGAAGCAGGAGAAAGCCAAGGUGAUCGACGUCACUUUGCCCUUGCAGUGUCUGGUCAAAGACUCCAAACUCAUCCUUACAGAGGCCUCUAAGGUGGGGUUGCCGGGCUUCUAUGACCCUUGUGUAGGAGAGGAGAAGAGUCUUAAAUUGCUGUACCAGUUCAGAGGUGUGAUGCACCAAGUCAUCUCUGCAGACGCCGAGCCUCUACGGAUACCUAAGCAAUCUCACAGAAUUGAAGCCGAGUCGUAG